Molecule: messenger RNA, 960 nt
Organism: Scheffersomyces amazonensis
Lineage: Eukaryota; Fungi; Ascomycota; Pichiomycetes; Serinales; Debaryomycetaceae
Gene: SPC34
Product: Spc34p
Exons: 1
Coding region: 27-902 (291 amino acids)
Biological process (GO): attachment of spindle microtubules to kinetochore
Cellular component (GO): DASH complex; spindle microtubule
Source: RefSeq, a predicted model, not a curated record
GCUCUAACAUCUAUACCAAAGCAAAUAUGGCAUCAUUAAACUACUUUCUUGAUAGGACGGAUCAAUCAGUACGAUCGAUUCAAACCCUCAAAUUUAAAUCUCCAGGUAUUUUCACUAAUGCGAUAGUUAAGAAACCUAAUAUAACAACCUUAUUAAAAGAUCCUACAAUAGAUGAGAGUUCACUAUAUAAGAUUGUCAAGCCUAAAUUUAAGAAACAAAGGAUAGGAAAGAAGAGUGGUAAUGAUGGACAAGUUGAUGAUUAUGAUUAUGUUGGUGUGAAACCUGAAAGAGUUGAUGGAAAAAGUAUAUAUAUUGAUAGGAGCUUUUCUGAGUUAUCUAGACAAGAUCAAGAAGUAGAAGGAGAGAAUAGAGAUUCAGAAAGUGGUGGUAGUAAACGGAGAAUAAUAGUUCAAAUACCUGAUUUAAUUAAUGUAGUCAAUGAACCAAUUAAUGAAGUGAUGUCUUCACCUACAAAGAGAGGUGGAGGUAAUAAUAUUUAUAAUAACAAUUCAUAUUUUGUUACUCCAAGUACUGAUGAUGUUCAGACAUUAAUUAAUAGAACAGAUAAAUUAAUCAAAAAGUAUCCCACAUUAAUAAAAAAUCAAGAUUCAGUGAUACGGCAAUUAAAUGAAUAUCAAGAUAAUUACGAAUCAUUAAAACAAAGUGUUAAUAAUUUGGAGUUAGAGAUUAAUGAACAAAAGAAACAAUUAAAUAUAUUGAAUAUUAAUUAUAGUGAUAUAGGUAGUCCUGUUAAAGAAGGAAGAAGUAGUGGAAAUCGUUCAUAUAGCCAUACGCAAGUGCAAGAAGAAGAAGAAGAAUUUGAUAUUGAUGAGAUCAUAAGGAAGGAAGAGGAAGAGAUCAAGCGAUUGGAACAACAAUUGAACGAAAGACAGAAAAUAUAAUAUUACGACAUGAUAUAAUUUAAUCAGAUAUAAUACAUUUAUUUAGAUUCAAUAUAUA